AUGAUCCAGGUGCUUGUACCAGUCCUCGAAUCCAACAGGCGGCUCGCCCUCCGGGAGCCACGUCAGGGGGAUGGGUUCGGCGAGCGCAGAGAUGUUGUCCCAUUUGUGCUGGAUCCCAGUGCCAUAAUGGGUCUGAAGCUUCUCGAGAGUGGGCGACGACGACGAGAAGUCGAUGAAGGGGAGCAGUCCAGUGGUCCACGAGAGGAAAGUCAACGAGCCGUCGACAGGUCGGAGGAUGCUCGUGACGAUGAGGCCGACCAGGAGGAUCGAGGCGAGGAUGUACACGAUAACCUUGCAAACGAACUGGACGGCGCGGGAGAGAAGUCGAAAGAAGGCGUGCGGGGGCGACAAGAUGCCACUAUUUACGCUACUACUAAGGCCGCUCUCGGAAUCGGAGUCGGACAGAUCGAAGCUAGACCUACGAUAAUACUCGACGUCCUGCUGGGGGAUUCUGGCGCCGAGGAAGACAUUGUAAGCAAUGAGCGUGUUGGUGAGGGUGGCGAUGGCAAAGCGCGAGCCCUUGGAGGCCUGUGCGACCCAGUGGUCGAGCAGAAGGCGGAUGAAGAUGAGCAGGCCGAGAUCCUGGGCGAAGAAGGAGUAGGUCCAGAGCAGCAGCUGUUGCGUCGACAGGGCCGAGAGAUGGCUGUGGAUGUGGACGAACUUGGCGACGAGCACGGCCAGGGCGGUCAGUGUGAAGGCGAAGCGGCGGUUGGCGAGGCGGGAGCAGACCGAGGACGCCAGGCGCUGCGGGAAGAAGCUGGACGGCAGCAUGAUUGGUGGUGA
Clonostachys byssicola is the source of this 783-nucleotide messenger RNA. NCBI's taxonomy places the organism in Eukaryota, Fungi, Ascomycota, Sordariomycetes, Hypocreales, Bionectriaceae. The record is from the annotation of a GenBank genome assembly.